UUAACUCCGUAGGGUUCCGCUCCUUUAUUUCAAAAAAGCACUCCGACCGCUUCUUGUUCUGCUCUCUCUCUCUCUCGACUCUCGCUGUGCAUUUGCAGAUCUUUCUCUCUCUGCGUUUUGGAUCUGCAAAUGCGCACCGCAUCGAUCGCUUCAUCGCCCUUCUCAAUCCUCGGAUUCAUGCUCAGUUCGGGGCAGAAAAUUUCAAAUCUCAAGUGAUGUUGUUAUGGCAAAGUUCUUGAUUUUAAGUCAUGCCUGUGUUUUCAUCUUGUGAAGUGGAAGACUACACCAAUUCUUAGGGUGAUUGAUAAUGAUUUGUGGAACAUAUUCUGGAAAGAGUUGUCAUCGAGUGGGAAUUGGGGUAUGUAGCUUCAUCUCUCUGUUAGAGAAUCAUGGAAAGUGACAAGGCAACCAUUACUCAGGAUGGGGUCAGCGUUAAUUUACAGAAAGCACGUCCUCUGCACGGGAGGACUAGUGGCCCCACAAGGCGUUCCACGAAGGGUCAAUGGACAGCUGAAGAGGAUGAGACUUUGCGUAAGGCUGUUGAGCAAUUUAAAGGAAAGAAUUGGAAGAAAAUAGCCGAAUGUUUCAAGGAUCGGACAGAUGUACAGUGCCUACACAGGUGGCAGAAGGUCUUGAAUCCUGAUCUUGUCAAAGGUCCAUGGUCAAAACAGGAGGAUGAUGCUAUAAUUGAAUUGGUGAAAAGAUACGGAGCCAAAAAGUGGUCUACAAUUGCUCAACAUCUACCUGGACGCAUUGGAAAGCAGUGUCGGGAAAGGUGGCAUAAUCAUCUCAAUCCGGCCAUAAACAAGGAGGCAUGGAGUCAGGAAGAGGAGUUGGCUUUAAUUUGUGCUCAUAAGAUUUAUGGGAACAAAUGGGCAGAGUUAACAAAAUUUUUGCCUGGAAGGACGGAUAAUGCUAUAAAAAAUCAUUGGCAUAGUUCUGUUAAAAAAAAACUGGACUCUUACCUGGCAUCAGGUUUAUUGGAACAGUACAGAGGCCUCCCUCAUCUUGGACUGCAAAACCAAUUCUUGCUGUCUUCAUCAUCUUCGAGGAUGCAACAGAGCAGUGGAGAUGAUAGUGUUCCUAAAGAAGGGACAGAAGCGGAGGAAAUUUCAGAAUGUAGCCAAGGUUCUGCUAUUGUUGCUUAUUCUCAAUCUGCAAAUGAGAUGCCUAUUACGGUUUUAUAUGGGAGAGAGGAAUAUCAGAUGACAGAAGAUUGUCAAGGAAAGGAGCAAGGUUCUGCUAUUGUUGUUUAUUCUCAAUCUGCAAAUGAGAUGCCUACUACGGUUUUAUGUGGGAGAGAGGAAUAUCGGAUGACAGAAGAUUCUAGUCUAGGAAAGGAGCAAGGUUCUGCUAUUGUUGUUUAUUCUCAAUCUGCAAAUGAGAUGCCUAUUACGGUUUUAUGUGGGAGAGAGGAAUAUCAGAUGACAGAAGAUGCCAGUCAAGGAAAGGAGCAAGGCUCCAGUCCUGCUUCUUGUUCUGAGCAAUAUUACACAUCCCUUGAAUUCUCCGUUCCAGAUAUACCUUCGGAAUUGAAUUGUUCUUCAAGGUUCCACGUGCAAAAUUUCUCACAUGAUGCUGGAGCUUCUGCAAUUCAACACUGCCAGUAUAAUUUGCAUGAGUUGCCCAACAUUUCUUCACGGGAUCUGGGACAGGAUUCUGGCUUAUCAACACUUUGCAUGGGUGCAAAUGAAAACAACGAAGAUGGUCCAUUACAAACUUCCAUGGAGCUAAGUACCUCUACUACAAUGGGAAAUUUGAUCCCGAGUUCUGAUAAACCUGAUGGGAUGCUGACAUCCAAAGGCAGUUGCUGCAGGGUUAAUCAUCCAGAGGCAGGGACUAUUGCAAGCUUUUCAUCUGAAUCUUUGACACAAUGCUCAAAUAUCAUAGACUUGAUUGACUCUACUGAUUCUUCAUUUAUCUAUGACUCAUCUAACUUUCAACUUUCUGAAAAUGCUGAAACUUCGGCUUCUGAAUCAUAUCCUUUGAAAUCUGGCAUGUCUGGAGCUUCAUGCUGUCAAUCUGUUCCAACUGGUCCUUCAAUACUUCCUGCUGACGAUGGCACUCUUAUAUUUGAUGCUGAACCCAGCCAGCUAAAUGAUCAUCCAGUUGGAAAUCAUGAUCAGAAGCUUGUUCCAAGUUAUUCUACUUUUGAUGAUGGUGCAGAAACUGCAGAAUUGCUGAAACAGCCAGAUCGUGCAGAGGAUUCUUCAAAAGUCGUUCCUGCCAUUAGUUCUGGAUUAGGAUUAUCAGAUGUCACGGAAAAUUGUCUUAAGGAUGAAAAACCAGUUGUACAUGGUGAGCAGCGCGAUGUUGGGGGCCUGUUCUACGAGCCUCCCCGUUUUCCAAGCUUGGAUAUUCCUUUUUUCAGCUGUGAUCUUGCACAGUCUGGAGAUAUGCUGCAAGAAUAUAGUCCCCUUGGCAUUCGCCAACACAUGAUGUCUUCUUUGAACUGCAUGACUCCAUUUAGGUUGUGGGAUUCACCAUCUAGGGAUGAUAGUCCUGAUGCCGUGCUGAAGAGUGCUGCAAAAACAUUCACAUGUACACCAUCCAUUUUAAAGAAACGGCAUCAUGAGCUAUUGUCACCCUUGCCAGAAAAAAGGAUGGGCAAGAAGCUUCAAAGUGAUAUUGAUCAGAAGUUGUCAACAUCUAGUUUGGCUAGAGAUUUUUCUCGUCUGGAUGUUAUGUUUGAUAAAAAUGUACCUUACCAAUCAUCUCCCUUUUCGCCAGUAUACAAUGAGAAAAAGAGCUCUGAAGCCCAUGAUGAAGAUAAAGAAAAUAUAUGCCCUUCUUUUGAAGUGGGAAAAGAAGAGGGAAAAAAGGGGACUGCAUCAGCAGAGAGAGGGUCAAUUUCUAGUAAACUGCAGGAAAACAUAAAGCAAGAAAAUGUUGAUGUUGAUCCUAGGACUAUUGCCCAUGCCCAAAUCGUGGAGCAGCCUUCUGGCAUCCUUAUUGAACGUAACUUGAAGGAUAUGCCAUUUUUUUCUCCUGGCCGAGUUGGAUUUAAAACAGAUAGAGUCAUGGGUUCAACUGAUGGAACUCCCAGAACUCAGUAUGCUAGAUUAUUAGAGGCUAAAUCAAAUCGAGACACUCUUUCCGAUAAUUCAAUCUGGAAUCAGUGUGUAUCUAAUGCCAGCUCUCCUACUGUUUGUGGAAAGAAGAAUGAUAGUCAUUUGGCUACUUUUACAUCAGGACAGUCUGCUCCAUCAUCAAUUGAAAACAAGAGUGAUUCUAUUGAGCACUUUAGCAUAUUUGGGGGAACUCCUUUUAAAAGAGGCAUUGAAUCACCCUCAGCGUGGAAGUCCCCUUGGUUUAUCAACUCUUUUCUGCCUGGCCCAAGGGUUGAUACAGAAAUAACAAUUGAGGAUAUAGGAUAUUACAUUAGCCCUGGGGAUAAGAGCUAUGAUGCGAUUGGGCUGAUGAAACAGUUAAGUGAGCACACUGCAGCUACCUUUGCUGAUGCGCAAGCAGUUUUGGGAAAUGAAACUCCUGAAACAAUUUUGAAGGAAAGACUCUCCAAGAAUGAAAAUACAGACCAAGAGAAUAGUCAUGUCCAUGGCCAGCCGAAGAACUGUUCCCAGUUGGUGACGAAUGUCUUGACGGAGCGGCGUAUCCUCGAUUUCAGUGAUUGCGGGACACCUGGGAAGGGAACGGAAAAUGGGAAAUUCUCAACUGGUAUCAGCUUCUGUAGUCCCUCAUCCUAUCUGUUGAAGGGCUGUAGGUAGCCUUUAGUUCAAACCUUAUGUUGUCAUAUUUCAAAAAAGUAUACAUACCUGUUAUUUGUCAUUUUUUUAGUUCUAUUGUUUUUGACCGUCUGUUAAUAGUUUUAAUGGUUGUUUAAAGUGUGCUCGCUAGAUCUUCCAUCAAUGUAUUAUCCUUUUCUACAGACAAUGGUCCCUCACAUUUUGAAAUAAUGCAAAAAAAAGCCUUUGUACUUGGGAAA
Malania oleifera is the source of this 3943-nucleotide messenger RNA. RefSeq names its product transcription factor MYB3R-4. Bases 390 to 3725 code for a protein of 1111 amino acids. The transcript is spliced from 13 exons. NCBI's taxonomy places the organism in Eukaryota, Viridiplantae, Streptophyta, Magnoliopsida, Santalales, Ximeniaceae. Gene Ontology annotation, molecular function: DNA-binding transcription factor activity, RNA polymerase II-specific; RNA polymerase II cis-regulatory region sequence-specific DNA binding. Gene Ontology annotation, cellular component: nucleus. The record is from RefSeq and is a predicted model, not a curated record. Gene Ontology annotation, biological process: regulation of DNA-templated transcription.